AGAUGUUUGUGGUCUGACGGAACACUUUCUGGGACAAAACUUCUAGCGUUAAAAAGUGAGAGAUUCAGGAAGAUACUGAUCAGAGGAGCAAAUAACUAUUAAAAAUAUAUACAUUCAUUGUCCUAAUGUUGACAGUUGCUAAAUGCAUUUUUUCUCUCAAUUAUUCCAUGAUUUCUAACAUAGUAAGUAAGGAUCCAGGAUCAGGGCAGGCAGGGGACCUGGACGUGCAGCCAAGCCCACCAAGGAUGCACUGAGCUGGGGAACAUCUGUUGAGGCCUCCCCCUAGCACUGCCAUGGCAGCUGACCCUUCACCUCCAAACACCGUCCCUCUGGGCUCCCAGGUACACGCAGCCGCCGUCAACGGAGACCGGAGUGUACUCCUCAGACUCAUCACAGUGGAUCCCUCCCUGCGUGACCGUGAGGACCAGUUUGGGCGUACCCCACUGAUGUACUGUGUCCUGGCUGACCGUCUGGACUGUGCUGAGACACUGCUGAAGGCGGGAGCCUCUGUUAACAAGACUGACCAUAGCCAACGUACUGCCCUGCACCUGGCAGCACAGAAGGGGAACGUGCGGUUUCUGAAGCUGCUCCUGUCGCGUCGUGCUGAUUGGCUGCAGAAGGAUCUAGAGGAGGUAACACCCCUCCACCUGGCGACCCGUCACCCCUCCCCCAAACCCCUGGCCUUGCUGCUCAAACACAUAGGACCUGGAGAGGUGGAUACACAGGACAAGAACAAGCAGACUGCGCUCCACUGGUCAGCGUUCUAUAACAGGCCAGAGCACGUCAGACUGCUCAUCAAACACGACUCCAACAUCGGCAUCCCAGACAGUGAGGGCAAGAUCCCCCUACACUGGGCUGCACACAGCCAGGAGCACACCGCUAUACACACCGUCCGCUGCAUACUGGAGGCGGCUCCUACCGAGUCUCUGUUGAACUGGCAGGACUAUGAGGGGCGCACGCCUUUGCACUUUGCGGUUGCCGACGGCAACGAGGCAGUGGUGGAGGUGCUGACAUCGUAUGAAGGCUGCAGCGUCACGGCGUACGACAACCUGUUCAGAACCCCGCUGCACUGGGCUGCACUGCUGGGACAUGCCAAGAUAGUGCACUUGUUGUUGGAGAGGAACACGUCAGGCACCAUCCCCUCAGACAGCCAUGGGGCCACACCUCUACACUAUGGAGCUCAGAGCAACUACGCUGAGACGGUGGGUGUGUUUCUGUCCCACCCCUCUGUGAAAGACGAGCCAGAUCUGGAGGGCCGAACAGCGUUCAUGUGGGCUGCUGGCAAAGGAAGCGAUGAUGUCAUACGCACCAUGCUGACACUCAUGCCUCACAUUGACAUCAACAUAGCCGACAAGUACGGAGGCACUGCGCUGCACGCGGCCUCUCUGUCAGGUCAUGUGAGUACAGUGAGGUUGCUGUUGGAGAGAGGAGUCAUAGUGGACAGUCUAGACGUGAUGAAACACACGCCUCUGUUCAGAGCCUGUGAGAUGGGACACCGCCACAUCAUCCUCACACUUAUCAAAGGCUCUGCUCGUGUCCACCUGGUGGAUCUAGAUGGACACACUGCUCUGCACUGGGCGGCUCUGGGGGGGAACGCUGAAGUCUGCCAGUUGCUGAUGGAGAAUGGGAUCAGUCCUAACGUCCAGGACCAGGCAGGCAGGACUCCUCUCCAGUGUGCUGCUUAUGGAGGGUACAUCACCUGUAUGGCUGUACUACUCAUGGAGAACAACACGCACACACACACCGACCCUAAUAUACAGGACAAAUACACACACAGACAUACAGGUCUGCAGGGCAGGACAGCUCUCCACUGGUCCUGUCCUAUUGUGUGUGUCUGCAGGGCAGGACAGCUCUCCACUGGUCCUGUCCUAUUGUGUGUGUCUGCAGGGCAGGACAGCUCUCCACUGGUCCUGUCCUACCGUGUGUGUCUGCAGGGCAGGACAGCUCUCCACUGGUCCUGUCCUACUGUGUGUUUCUGCAGGGCAGGACAGCUCUCCACUGGUCCUGUCCUACCGUGUGUGUCUGCAGGGCAGGACAGCUCUCCACUGGUCCUGUCCUAUUGUGUGUGUCUGCAGGGCAGGACAGCUCUCCACUGGUCCUGUCCUACCGUGUGUGUCUGCAGGGCAGGACAGCUCUCCACUGGUCCUGUCCUACCGUGUGUGUCUGCAGGGCAGGACAGCUCUCCACUGGUCCUGUCCUACCGUGUGUGUCUGCAGGGCAGGACAGCUCUCCACUGGACAGCUCUCCACUGGUCCUGUAACAAUGGGUAUCUGGAUGCUGUGAAGCUGCUGCUGAACUCUAAUGCCUUCCCCAACCACAUGGAACACAACGAGGAGAGGUACACCCCCCUGGACUACACCCUCCUAGGGGAACACAGUGAGGUGACUCAGUACAUGUUGGAGCAUGGAGCUCUGUCUAUAGCGGCCAUCCAGGACAUCGCUGCUGCUUCCAUCCAGGCCCUGUAUAAAGGAUACACCGUCCGCAAGGCCUUCACCGAGAGGAAACAACUACUGAUGAGACACGAACAGCUACGCAAGGACGCAGCCAAGAAACGCGAGGAGGAGCAGCGGAGGCGGGAGGCCAGAACAGAGAAACAGAGGAUGUUAUUGGCCCGCGCUGAGCAGGAGCAGCUGUCAUUGGCUGAGACUAUGAAGGAACUGUCAGUGUAUGAGAGAGAGGCAGGGGGCGGGGCUAAUACAGCCUCCAAAGCAGAACAGACCAAUAGCAAAGAGGAGACAUGGAAACAUAGAGCACAUAGAAGCAGACCCUCCAGGAGAGGGAAGGAGGCGCAGCCAGCCAAAGGCCCUGACCCCGUGGUGACCCCUCACCCCUCAGUGACCUCUGACCCCAUGCCCCCUGCCCAAGGGUCUAGGGUCAGGGAGCGUCUCUCUCCUGCAGGCUGCAGCCGACCCCCCAGCCCAAAACACAGACCCCCCACCACACCCAGGACCAAGAGACUAACCUCUGCAAACACACACACUCCCUCCAACACACACACUCCUUCCAAAACACACACUACCUCCAACACACACACUCCUUCCAACACACACACUCCUUCCAAGACACACACUCCCUCCAACACACACACUCCUUCCAACACACACACUCCCUCUAACACACAUACUCCUUCCAAAACACACACUACCUCCAACACACACACUCCUUCCAACACACACACUCCUUCCCACACACACACUCCAUCCAACACAGACACGUCUACUCGCCCCACCAUGGAUCAAGAAGCCCCCAGCACCAGGGAACGCACCCCUAGAAGCAAGAGAGACACACACACCAACACACACAACCCCAGACACAGAACACGCCCUGCCACAGACCAUACCACCUACUCCUACAAGAACCACGCUAAAGCCUCCACACAGUCACACCGCCCCAGCAGCAAGCCCAGGGAGGGGGACAGAGACCAGGCUGCCUGCACUAUCCAACGAGCCUGGAGGAGGUUCCAUGUGCGAGGCAGAUUGAGGGAGGCUUUUGGUGCUGGGAAAAGAGUGGAGCCACCUGAGGUCGCCUCCCUCCUGAUCCAGCUGCUCUGGGAUAGGCCGGCUUUCCCUGGUCACACCCCUAUUAGGACCAAGCCUGAGGCCACAGUUCCACCCACCAAGACAGCAGCCAAGAGCUCAGUGCUGCAAAGCAUCUAUGGAGGUUCUGUGGCCCGAAGGGGGCGCUCUCUCGGGGGUUCUCAGUCUCAGAUACUACUGGACCUGUCACUACGCACACACAGCCAAUUGAGCAGUGUGGAGUGUGUGCACCUGUGUGAUGCAGUGGGGCAGGCCAGGCAGUACUCCUACCACCUCAGACCCCACAGCGCUGGACAGGGCCGGGGGAAACACUGACGACUACACACACACACCCUGCAUGUGUACUUCGUGGCUCAGUUGGUAGAGCUUGGUGCUUCUAAUGCUAGAGUACUGGGUUCGAUUCCCAGGACCAGCCAUAUGUAAAAUGUGUGACUGAGUUGCUUUGGAUAUAAGCAUCUGCUAAAUGGCAUAGUUGUCUUGAAAUGAUUUACCCAACUGCCUUAUCAUGGUGGAGUUAUUGGCCAGAUUGUAAACAGAGCAUCUAUAUACUGACAAGAGGGGGGGGGGCAAUGGUGUAACUAUAUGAAUAUGUUUCUGCAGAGGUGGGAACUCUUGAGGGCAGGUUUGCAUGUGAACAAUGCUGAUAUAACGGACUUCUCAGAGAUGCCGCAUGUGUUCACUUAUCAGUACAGUUGUAAUAACCUAAAUAUUACAAAAUGUAUAUUAAGUCAAAUAAUCAGGCCAAGAACUCCUCCAUGGUUAAUACUGGGCACAGAGAGUACAAUCUGAGAGGAAGAGGCUAUGCAAGAAAAUACAGCAUGACGCUCAUUGACCACCAUAUAAAACAUCCCCAAUUGGUCUGUCUUGCAUAGCCUCUUCCUCUCAGAUUGUACUCUCUGUGCCCAGUAUUAACCAUGGAGGAGUUAUUGGCCUGAUUGUUUAUACUACUGGACACAGGAAGAGAGGACAAAGUUAUGAGACCUCACAGUCAUGACCUCACAGGGCGGAGUUAAGUCAACCGACAUGGUAUGUGUGCAAAAUCAUUUCAACCAUACAGAAAAUGAACACACACACACACAGAGAUAACCUUUCCUCCCAUGUGGAGAAUGAGGCAGUCUGUCAACAGCCGGUCAUACAGCCAGCCCACCUGCAGACGCUGACACACACGCCUGCUUGCAGACACACACGCUUCCCGUCAGCCAUAACACUUGUACUAGGUUGUAGUCAACUCUACCUCAGUAUCUACCUGAGCAGGUUCCCACAGGCAUGCAUGCCCCUCCCACUUUCCCCCCUCAGCCAUAAUAGUAGGUACACAGAUGUACACAAGGUCAUUUAGGUCCAGAGGGUACACGUGUACCUGUGCUUUCUCUGUAGGACUCUGUGGAGGGGGGUAUAUUUAUGCAUUUUAUACACACUCCGUUACUCUUUAAUUGUGUAUUAUACAUCACUUCCUGCCUUAAAGAGAUAGUUGACUUAAAGUUAGCCAGAUGUUUGUGGCACCUCAUCAAGAUGAACUGUCACUUAAGAUAGAAACUGUGUUUUAGUGUUGAUGCUGUUCACUCUGAUGCACUACUGUUGAGACACUAUCAGAUGCCAAGGCUUUACAUUUAUGAAUGAAUACCAACCUCAAUGUUAAUGUCCAUGUUGUUUUUCUACUCUUUUAGAAAAUUUCUCAAAUAAAUACAUUGACAAGUU
Molecule: messenger RNA, 5231 nt
Organism: Oncorhynchus nerka (sockeye salmon)
Lineage: Eukaryota; Metazoa; Chordata; Actinopteri; Salmoniformes; Salmonidae
Product: inversin
Biological process (GO): protein localization to ciliary inversin compartment
Cellular component (GO): ciliary inversin compartment
Molecular function (GO): protein binding
Source: RefSeq, a predicted model, not a curated record